This is a messenger RNA of Clarias gariepinus (North African catfish), 6242 nucleotides long. RefSeq names its product leucine rich repeat neuronal 1 (gene lrrn1). The record is from RefSeq and is a predicted model, not a curated record. Gene Ontology annotation, molecular function: protein binding. Bases 690 to 2837 code for a protein of 715 amino acids. NCBI's taxonomy places the organism in Eukaryota, Metazoa, Chordata, Actinopteri, Siluriformes, Clariidae. The transcript is spliced from 2 exons.
GGACGCUCUCGGUGUAUCGCCCUCUUUUCGGCGUUCUCCCCUCCGCGCGUCUUUGUUCGAAUCCCAGCCAAACAGAUGGUGUCCCGCUCGCGCUCCCUUCGGCCAAUCGCGUGUGCCAGAAUCAGCUGACUCGCGCGGACAGCGCCAGGUGCGCGAGCCCGUUAUUUUCUCUGUGAGGCGCGUGCUGCUCCAGUGUGGCAGAGCGGUCCUCUCCAACCGGACCAUGCGCUUUUCUACAGGGAAUCCGUGUGGACAUAACCAAGGGGUGCCCAAAUAAACAUAUGGAUGGAACGUUCUCGUCGUAUGGAGCUCACAUUCAACGUGUUAAAAAAACAAAUAAGUCUCAGUACGUCUUCUGGAUUUUCCUCCUCGUUUGUUUGUUUUUUUUGACGUUCGGUACGGACAUUGCAUGCAUGCACUGAGGGAGGAGGCCGGUGCAACUGAAACGUGCACACCAAAGAGACCCUGUUGCCCCGACCUGAUGUGAGUAAGAAACAACCUGGUUGGAGUCUACAGGAAAUCUACUGAAACUCCAAAACUAAAACAUUUCUGUUGGACCGCUACUCAGGUUUACAGGAUAAAAAGCUGAUGCAGUCACACUUCUGAAAACUUGAUGAAAGUCUCACCAUACAGUCCAAAUCUUCUUACUUCUUUGGAAAUCCACCACAUUUUUGAUCAGAGUGGAUAAAAUGGCUAUAGCUACUGCAUUCUGUGUUGCACAGCCCUGUUUUAUUUUUCUCCUGGCGUUACUUACAUUCUCUUCUGUUGAAGCUACAGAAUGUCCUCAGCUAUGCGUAUGUGAAAUCCGGCCAUGGUUCACACCCCAGUCUACCUACAGGGAAGCUAUAACUGUAGACUGCAAUGACCUUCAUCUUACACGCAUCCCUGGAAAUCUGUCAAGUGACACACAGGUGUUGCUAUUGCAAAGUAAUUACAUUGCCAGGACCAGCGAGGAACUGGAGCAGUUGCUAAACCUUACUGAACUGGAUCUUUCCCAGAACAACUUUACCAACAUUCACGACAUAGGCCUGACCAACAUGUCCCAGCUCACUACACUCCAUUUGGAAGAGAACCAGAUUGUUGAGAUGCCUGACUUCAGUCUUCAGGACCUUACAAACCUCCAGGAGCUUUAUAUAAACCACAAUCAAAUUAGUUCCAUUGCACCUAAUGCGUUUGCUGGUUUGCGCAACUUGCUAAGGCUACACCUGAACUCAAACAAACUGAAAGCCAUUGAUAGCCACUGGUUUGAAUCAACCCCUAACCUUGAGAUCCUAAUGAUUGGGGAAAAUCCUGUAGUUGGUAUUUCGGAUUUGAAUUUUAAACCUCUUGUUAACCUUAGAAGUUUGGUUUUAGCAGGGAUGGAACUUACUGAUAUACCUGACAAUGCCUUUGUUGGACUGGACAAUCUUGAGAGCCUCUCUUUCUAUGAUAAUAAACUUGUAAAUGUUCCUCAAAGUGCUCUGCAGAAACUACCAAACCUGAAAUUCUUGGAUUUGAACAAAAACCCUGUGCACAAAAUCCAAGAGGGGGACUUUAAAAAUAUGUUGAGGCUUAAAGAACUUGGUAUUAAUAAUAUGGGCGAACUUGUGUCUAUUGAUCGUUUUGCGCUGGAUAAUCUCCCAGAAUUGACCAAACUUGAGGCCACCAAUAACCCUAAGCUCUCAUACAUUAGCCGUUUAGCAUUCCGUGAUGUUCCAUCUCUUGAGAGUCUCAUGCUUAACAACAAUGCUCUGAACUCCAUUUAUCUGGCAACGGUGGAAUCUUUACCCAAUUUGCGAGAAAUCAGCAUUCACAGCAACCCACUGCGGUGCGAUUGUGUAAUCCAGUGGAUGAAUUCAAAUAAGACAACAAUAAGAUUUAUGGAACCUCUUUCAAUGUUCUGUGCAAUGCCACUUGAGGUUAGAGGUCAGCACAUAAGAGAGGUACUCUCACAAGAAUCUGCUGAGCAGUGUUUGCCAAUGAUAUCCCAUGAUAGCUUCCCUAACCAUCUUAACCUGGAUAUUGGCAUGGCUGUAGACCUUGACUGUCGUGCAAUGGCGGAGCCUGAACCAGAGAUAUACUGGGUAACACCAUUAGGUAACAAGGUCAUGAUGGAUACUGUGUCUGAUAAGUACCACCUGAACAGUGCUGGAACACUACAUAUAUCAAACAUUCAGGCUGAUGAUUCUGGUCGCUAUACCUGUGUUGCUCAGAAUACAGAGGGUGCUGACACUCGGGUGACUGCAAUCCGGGUCAAUGGUACUCUCCUGGACAGCACUCAGCUUAUGAAAAUUUAUGUCAAACAGACGGAGUCCCACUCAAUACUGGUGUCCUGGAAGGUAAACUCCAAUGUAAUGACUUCUAACCUCAAGUGGUCUUCGGCCACCAUGAAGAUUGACAACCCUCAUAUUACCUACACAGCCAGAGUCCCUGUAGAUGUUCAUGAGUAUAAUCUGACACACCUUCAACCAGCUACUGAAUAUGAGGUCUGUCUCUCAGUUUCUAAUAUCCACCAACAGACUCAAAAGUCUUGUGUAAAUGUCACAACAAAACAUUCAACUUUUGCUGUGGAAAUAUCUGACCAAGGCACUAACACAGCUUUUGCUGCUGUCAUGGGUACAAUUCUGGCUAUUAUAAGUCUGGGGUUCAUCUCUGUCUACAUUGCCAAGAGAUGGAAAAGGAAGAAUUAUCACCACUCGCUCAAGAAGUACAUGCAGAAAACCUCCUCCAUUCCCCUUAACGAGCUAUACCCUCCUCUAAUCAAUCUGUGGGAUGUUGACACUGAAAAGGACAAAGAUGGAUCCUUAGAGCCGAAGCCGAGCCAGGUCGACACAACAAGAAGCUACUACAUGUGGUGAAAUCCAUCAAACUGUUGUUUUGGAGCACAAAGACACAUUUUACUCAUUUGUGCGAAAAUGAAAGUGGAUUUAUUCUCUGCUUUGCUUAUUGGGUACAACUACACUGCCAGUCAAAAGUUUUGGAACGCGUGAAGUUUUUGUUAUUUUAUUCCAGUUUUAUUUCAUUCUAAUUAAACAAGUGCUUUUACUGUACCUGUUUUAGUAAUUGUUUUUAUUUAGCAUGAUGGUGGUUUAAAUGACUAAUUUAUAUAUAUAUAUAUAUAUAUAUAUAUAUAUAUAUAUAUAUAGAACCAACUAUGUUGGGAAACUACCAACAUAACUACCAACUAUGUUGGGAAAAAAAAUGUGAGUCAAUGCAAAAAAAAUUUCAAGUUCAAAUUUAAUUAGUGGAUUAGUCGAUUGCAGUAGCAGGUCGAAUUAGUCGUGAAGUGUGCAGAGUUGGUAGGAAUUUCUUUUGGAGUGGAUAGGAGUAUGAUUUAAAACAAUAAAAACAACAGCAACAAAAGCAGUCUCACAAACACCUCUACUACAAGUGCCUAAUUAGAAUUAUCCAGGCUUAUUUUUCAGUUACAAGUUUUCUUCCCCCAAAAUGUGUCUCAGUUAAUUUCUACAUAUUUCGUACAUAGAUUUUGUAAUUCUGGUGUAGAGGGAAUCAGAAACUUUUGAUUGGCAGUGUAAAUAGUCUAAUGAUCCAGAUAUUUAGUAGAUAUAACUUUUUUUCCCCUUCUUAGCUCAAUCUUGCAGCUUUGUUUAGUUUCUGAGAAAUGUUAGUAGCUGUGCUUUUUUUAUGUUCCGUAUAUUUUAAUAGCACAGCGUAGAUAUUGUCAAAGAUUAUUUUUGGGUCAGUCGAUGCUGUAGCAGUUUGAUCCAGCACUGUACAAAUGUCUUUGGCAGUAUUCAUAUAGAAUGUAAAGUUUCUUUCUCUCUUUUGUAAAACAAACAAACAAACAAAAAACUUUUUUUCUGUUGUGCACUGAAAUACGGUAUAUUAAGAAUUUUGUCCAUGGACUACAGUGUAAGCUGACAAAAUGAUUUUAGACUUAAGAUACUGUCUAUUAAAUGAUGUUAGCAAUUGUUCUGUAAUGUUGUAUCAACUAUAAUUUUAACUUUGUUAAAUGAACAUUAAAAUUUUGAUUUAGAACUUAAAAGAAUAGUUUUACAUUUUGGAUUUUUUUUUUAUUUUACAUUUUCAAAGUCGAAUAAAUUAAUCAGUAGCAUUUUCUACUUCUCUGCAUGUAGUUUGAUUGUCAGAGAGGCCAAGAUCUUCUUCUAUCAGGGUCCUUUCUUUCCAGCAGUGUGCUCAUUUUCUAGAAUACUAAUAACAAGUUUGUCAAUGUGUGACCAUGACCUCACAGAUGCAGUCUAUAAAAGGCUGUGCCAGAUCAUGGUAACCGUAUGAUUUAUUUAUUGAUAUUCAUCAGUGACUCAGAGUCAUCAUGCGCUUUCUUUUUUUGUUGGCAUGCAGCAGCUUGGAGUUAUUCAUCUCAUAACUUUAAGAGGUCAUAUAUAUAUAUAUGAACUUAUGAACUUUCACUUUCUAUAAAUGUAUUAAUUAAAGUCACAUUCUUAAUCUGCUGCUUUAAAGGCACAAUAGUGAGUUUUUAAUGCUGCUGAGAUCUGAUGGAGGACAUGAACAGUGAACAACCACAGUCAACAAACACUUUCAAUAAUUGCAGCAUACUGCCAAUUGCAACACAGCAGGCAUGCCUUACAUGCCAUGGUGCAACUGCUGCCUGUUCGGCAUCCUUCCCUAAUGCUAUGGAAAUGCAGAUAUGACUGCAAAGGCCACUAGGCAGAGAAAGGGCAAACUUCUUUGUGGUGCAGUCAAAAAAAAAGAGCCGCAGCCAUCACAGGCUUCACAGCUGCUUACCCCUGCGGAGAGAAGGUUGAUAAGAAUGGCCAGAGGAUUUGCAAGUGGUAACAGGGACCUUUUUAUAGGCUACACAUGAGAGGACAGUCAUAGUCAGUAGACGAUCUAACAUCUUUUUUUUUGGUCAUGUUGCUUUUAGUACAUGCCUAGGGAAGAAAAAUUUCUACUACUUUAGCUCUGGAAGAAAGGCAGUGGCCCCAUGGCAGUGAAGCCACAGUUACACUCAUAACUUACAAUUUGUUUAUUUAGUUUAAAGUGUAAGUAUGAGUUAAAUUUGCAGCAAAGCAAAUCAGCAAUGAAUAUUUUACAAGGAAUUUCAAUGCAAAGUUUUACAGUAUGCCGACAUUGCACAAAAUGCGUCAUUGUCACUUAAAAGAUAUCAGCACAUGCAGUUGUUGCCAUAACUUUUCUUCUACUUUUUCAUGUUAACACAUUCAAAUUAAACGUGUCAUAUUUACCAGUGGAAAAGGCAAUUCAUCAAAGGGGAAUGGAUAAAGGAAUGGAUAGUCUUGGUCCAAUGGUUCUCAACCAUAUUGCUGGUGGACCACUGCCCUCCACUUUUUAGUGUUUUCUCUGUUGGGAAUGUUGGGAAUGUUAUCCACUAGCUGGUUAAAAAAGGGGGAUUCACUAAUUAUUAUGAAGAGGUUGUACUGGAUAUUUGCCUUGUUAUUUCUUUAGGCUAGCCAUCCAGUUGCAUAUUUAUGACCACAUGCUUGACACGCAUCUCUCUCUCUCUCUCUCUCUCUCUCUCUCUCUCUCUCCGUGAUGUUGUUUCCAUAAUGUGGACCUAAAUUUGGAUCUGGCGAAACAAACGGAUUACCUUUCAUGAAGCCCUUGCCUUUUGGGUUAAAGCAAUGGAGCAGCCACACUUAUUCGCAUAAUGUUCAGCUUUGCUGAACUUUUGCCAUCAUGCCAUAAGCCAGGAUUUUCUGCAAUGUAUCCAAUAUGUUACAAACAAAUUUGAUAGAACUUUCUAUUUUAACAAAGAACAUCUGGCCUACAGGACAUGGACAUGACGAAGUGCCACUACAGUUGCUUUGGACGCAUCUAAGAAAAGACACUUUGUUAUAAUUAGCACUUCAUUGUGUUUCUGUAUCAACAGACAGGUUAUUAAAUAAUAAAAGUAAAGGAUAGAAUGUGCCAUGUGUCCCCAAUUUAAUAUUUUCUUUCUGUAUGUAAGCCAUCAUAAUUUUUCUAUCUUGGGGAGGCAAGUUAGGUAUUUUUCUUUUAUGCCAGUAAUAAAAGUGUAAAUAAUAUUUAUACUGUAUCUGAUGCUCAGCUAUAUAAAUGUCUACAAAAAGUGAGUUUAUGAUCAGUAAAAAUGUUUAACUAAAGUUGUAGACUGUUUAUUAUUACAUAUGUGUAAUAGCUCACAUGGACCAGACUGCAGAGCAAAAUGUGCUUUUGUUAAUUUUGUAACAAUUAUAUAAAGUGAGCUUAAAAACUCAGCAGGUAGCUUAUAAAUACAAGCAUUAUAAAUAUCAGUUUAGUCUACUUAUGUUUUAUCAGUUACACUGUUAGCAUGAAGCCGUCAU